This is a messenger RNA of Scomber scombrus (Atlantic mackerel), 1121 nucleotides long. It is a transcript of the gene crcp, whose product is annotated as calcitonin gene-related peptide-receptor component protein. The record is from RefSeq and is a predicted model, not a curated record. The transcript has 6 exons. Gene Ontology annotation, cellular component: RNA polymerase III complex. Lineage: Eukaryota; Metazoa; Chordata; Actinopteri; Scombriformes; Scombridae. The coding region runs from base 56 to 499 and encodes 147 amino acids. Gene Ontology annotation, biological process: transcription initiation at RNA polymerase III promoter. Gene Ontology annotation, molecular function: nucleotide binding.
CCUCAUUUUCCACACGGAGCCUUUUGCGGAGGAGCACAGCUGAACGCUUGGCGAGAUGGAAGUGAAAAAUGCUAACGCUGCUAUGCUCAGCAACUAUGAGGUAUUCAAACUCCUGACGGACCUGAAGGAGCAGAGGAAGGACAGUGGGAAGAACAAACACAGCGCUGGGCAGCAGAAUCUCAACACCAUCAUGUAUGAGACUCUGAAGCACCUGUCGAAGACGCCCUGCAGCCGGCAGAGUCCAGAGAUCGUCAAAGAAUUUCUCACCACCAUGAUGCCUCACAAACUCACAAAGGCUGAGAAACUGCAUCUACUGAACCACCGGCCACAGACAGCAGUGGAAAUUCAGCUAAUGGUUGAAGAGAGUGAAGAGCGGUUAUCAGAAGAGCAGAUUGAGGAGCUCAUCCACAUAGUCGCAGACGUCCUGCCCGGCGACCCGGAGCAAGAAAACGCAGCUCCAGCAGAUGCAGAAAUGGUUGAAGGUGGUGAACAAUCCUGACACAGUGACAGAUCACAACUGACCCACAGGAGACCCUGGAGCGAGGGUCAAACCUAUUACACAGCUGGACUGGUGGCCUUUUACCUGCGCUAUUUUCCAUCCCUGUUUGAACUGAACACCAUGCAGACAGAAGGGAUGCACAAUUGCUAAAAGGACUUUAUUAACUCUGAAAUAAAUGGAAGAUGAGCAGAUUGUUUCAGAUUUGCAUGUACACAUACAACUGGAUUCAAACCUCACAUACACAUACUUUGUCCAGGUUUAUCUACCAUGAGCCACAGUUGGCCCUGUUUUGCUUCUGAGUCUUCUAAUUUGUAUUUCACAUGUGAUAAUGUUAACGUAGAGACUUGUGUUUACUUUGUAUAUUUUUGGUUUCUUACUUAAUUUCAGUCGUCAGUUUCUACUGUCUGCAUAGAAAUAAGGGUGUCUGCUGCUGUAUGAUUUCCCAAGCUGUAAUAUAAGGCAGUCAUGCAAUUAAAUGUGCAUUGGUAUAGCACUAGCAUAAGGUCAUACAGUAUUAUUAGAGUGGCUGUGUAAUGACACAAGGGACAAAGGAGGUGAUCGUUGUCUCUUAUUCAUGAGAGAUGUUAUCUAAAAUAAAAGCUGCAGCCCUUUUUUGAAUGUU